Messenger RNA from Paecilomyces variotii, 773 nucleotides. Its product is annotated as DASH complex subunit Hsk3 like-domain-containing protein. The record is from RefSeq and is a predicted model, not a curated record. Bases 271 to 642 code for a protein of 123 amino acids. Gene Ontology annotation, biological process: attachment of spindle microtubules to kinetochore. The transcript has a single exon. Gene Ontology annotation, cellular component: DASH complex. Lineage: Eukaryota; Fungi; Ascomycota; Eurotiomycetes; Eurotiales; Thermoascaceae.
AUCGACUCCAAGCAUGAUGGUUAUCACCAGCUGAUAGUCACGUGCCAUGGAUGUAGGCUAGUACUUGUGAUUGUGGACUGUCCCCGCUCAUGUCAACAAACCGGUCCUGAUCAUCUUUCAUCUUUCACUGCCAACCACCAUCACUGCAACUCGAGAGGACUUGCAAUUACCGUGCAUCAUUUAAGGAACAAGGAAUCCACCGAGGCUAUUGCAGGACCCGCGCUGCUCGAGUAGAAGAGGUGCUACCUCCCCCGUUUCCGACAACCAACCAUGCCUCCACACCAUCAAUACCACCACUCGCACUCGCAAUCCAACUCCCUCCCACGCACCUCCCUCCUCCCAGGCGCAUCGACAUCCUCAGCCAGUGGAUCUGCAACCAAGGCGCGGCAAUACGCACAUCUGCACUCGCAAUUGGCACAGCUGAAUGCCCAUUUGGCAGAUACGGAGAACCUGGUGCGCAUGACGGCGGUUCAGGCUGGUGAUAUGCGGUUUCUGGGCGGCUAUAUUGGUGGGAUGUUCAUGGGUGCUGCGAAGGUGCUGGGUGAGGAGGGAAUUCACAAGGAGGAUGGGAGUGGGAGUGGAAGUGGGAGUAAUACGGCGGAGGAGAGGAGGGGUAGUGGGGAAGAGGAGAGGGAGUGGUGAUGGAUUCUUUUUUUUAUGAUGGAGUCUGUUAUGAUUGUUGGUCUUACGAGGAGCCUGUCGGGGCUGAUGAGGAUGAGAACUAUGAGGGAGAUAUUAUCUACGGUCGAUGUUGGUUGGCUUUUUGGAAUGGA